ACGGCGAAAGAAGCGUGGAAUCAAUUGCAAGUGUCGUACAGUGAGGACGUGGCAGCGUGGCACGAGGAAGCUACGCAAUCACGUACCUAUGACCCAGAAUACGAUCUCCAUAAUUUGGUGAUGAAGGGGUUUUGGGACGACGCAGAAUCGAAGAUAGAAUAGAACCCUAACGAUAUUUUCGAGAGAUCCCCUGAUGGAAAGACCGUUCUCCACGCCGCGGUGUCCAAAGGGUUAACCGAUGCUGUGAAUGUGUUGGUUAAUUUGGGGAAGGAGCGGUUGGUCAAAAUGCAAGACAAGAAGGGGUACACAGCUCUUGCUCUAGCCGCCGAGUUAAUUGACGAUGAGAAGAUAGCUGAGUGUAUGUUCACAGAAGGAGGGGAUGAGUUGCUUAGCAUUGCCACACACAAAGGUGAAAUCCCUCUGCUUCUUGCUGCAGCUAAGGGCCACUCCCACAUGACUCGCUAUCUUUUCUCAGUCACUCCUCCCUCUGUCUUCACCGGAGAGAACAAAUUUCUAGAUUUGCUUCUUUCCCAAUGCAUCGCCAAUGAAAUAUUCGAUGUUGCAACAGCAAUAGUUCAACACCCCAAUGCUAAACUAUUAUCCCUGAAAAAAUCUGAUGGAAACAUUGCGCCCAUAUAUGAGCUAGCUAGCACGCCAUCUGCAUUUCAAAGUGGCGCCCAACUUAAUUUGUGGGAGCAGUUUAUGUAUAAGAUUUUGAUAGUAAAAAAUGAGAAGAUACACGCCUUUGAAGACGAAAGAAUCGAAAUCGUAUCCCAUGUUGGGACUGACUAUGAGGACGAACCAAAUACAAUCACAGAAGACGCUAUGUUGAAGGCAGCCAAAUGUGGAAUUGUUGAAUUCAUAGAAACAAUGAUGGAUGCAAAUCCUGCACUUUUAAUGGUGGAGGACCGAAAUAAAAGAGGCAUAUUUUCACAUGCAAUUUUGAAUCGUCAAGAAAAGUUGUUCCAACUCAUAAAGAAGGUAAAGGGUUCAAAAGAGAUUAUUACAUGGAGUACAGAUAAGUUUGAAAAUAACAUGUUGCACCUCGCGGCAGACUUAGGACCUCCGCCAUACCUUGUCAGCAUAUCCAAUGCAGCUCUACAAAUGCAAAGAGAACUUCAGUGGUUUGUGGAAGUAAAGAACAUAGUGCCUCGGUGGUACCUAGGAGCUAAAAAUGUAAACGAGCAAGUGCCUCUUGAAGUAUUUAUCAAAGCACACGAAGGACUUCUAAAAGAUGCUCGGCAGUGGGCAAAAGAUACAUCAAGUUCUUUUACACUUAUUGGUACUCUCAUCACUACUAUAAUGUUUGCCGCAGCCUUCACUGUCCCAGGGGGGAACAAAAGUGACAAUGGCGAACCCAUCUUAUUAAAAGAACAAUAUUUUCAGAUCUUCAUCAUAUCAGAUGCAAUAUCCCUUAUCACAUCUUCAUCUUCAGUGUUGAUGUUUAUUGGGAUCCUCACAUCACGUUAUGGUGAGGAAGAUUUCUUGAUACGGUUGCCCGUUCAGUUACUCUUUGGCCUUGUCUCCUUAUUCUUUUCAGUGCUAUCAAUGUUAAUUGCUUUCUGCGCUGCGCUUGGUUUGAUGCUAAGGGGACACCGUCGGAUGGUACUACUAACCAUGUUGCUUGCACUUCUUCCAAUACUGGUAUUUGUACCCUCUCUGUUGCGCCUCUUUGCAGAGAUUUCCAGAUCUACACUCAGGUCGAUUCGACAAAUAUACCGUCCACAAUGA
This is a messenger RNA of Abrus precatorius (Indian licorice), 1731 nucleotides long. Its product is annotated as ankyrin repeat-containing protein NPR4-like. The record is from RefSeq and is a predicted model, not a curated record. NCBI's taxonomy places the organism in Eukaryota, Viridiplantae, Streptophyta, Magnoliopsida, Fabales, Fabaceae. The coding region runs from base 286 to 1731 and encodes 481 amino acids. The transcript has 5 exons.